Molecule: messenger RNA, 1864 nt
Organism: Onthophagus taurus
Lineage: Eukaryota; Metazoa; Arthropoda; Insecta; Coleoptera; Scarabaeidae
Source: RefSeq, a predicted model, not a curated record
UGUACAGUUUCCAAUUGAAAGAAAGAAAUAAAAGUGAGGUUAUUUAUCUGUCAAACGAGUACACGACGGUAUGACUUUCGAAAUUUGAUUUCAAAAUUGACCCUGAGUAGAGUCAAAAAAGUAUAAACAAAAAUAGUUAUGUUACAUAUUCGGCCCGUAAGCGUUUGAGAAUACAUAUUGCAAAAUCAAUUAACGACAACGACCUUCGAGAUGUCGACGUCGACGACGACCGUAGCCGAGCGUGCCGAAAACGCCAAACUGCGAAUUUUAUCCGAGGGAACGUCAUAAAAUGCGCGUUAUUUACCUCGAACUGGUGUAAACAGACGCGCGCGCGGAAAGCCCCCUAAAUAAUACGCAAUUGGCAAAUGCCGCCCCUGUUUUAGUGAAAUUUUUUUAGUAAAUUUUUAAGGUGGUACACGUUCGGUAGAGGAGACGUGAGUUUUCCAAACAAAGACGAAUCCUUGUUUUCAUUGGUGCGUGAUUUUCGUUUUAAAACAGACAGAACCGUGUUAAAAUGGAAUAUUUUAAAGGCCUCUAUAGGAGGUUUGCGAACACCGAGGUGGUUAAGAAAGAAGACGUUGAAAUGACCAGGAUGAACGCCUAUUUAAAUGCUGUCCAUAAAAUUGUUUUUUGGGAGGAUCCUGGAUUGUCUUGGGCCGUUUUAAGUGCAGUUCACGUGUUAUUUUGGGCAAUCGUUUAUUUCCAAUUCAAAUUAUAUGGAAUCCUAUUUUUUACUAUUUUAAUAUUAUUUAUUGCCGACAAUUAUUUUGAGAGGAUUGGACUCCUAGCUACUUCUACACCUUCUGCUGACACUAUACAAAAAAUUAUUAUUUGUUUUAAAAAAUGUAUUGGUUACUUUCAUUAUUUUCGUGCUCAUAAUCCACCUACAUUUGCUUUUAUUAUGUGUUCCUUCUUUGGAAUCUUAACCUACAUUUCAAAGAAAGUACCUGGUUAUUUUUUGGCGUACGUCAACAUAUUAGCUGUAUUUUUCUUACCGCUUAUUAUUUCUAAGCUACCUGAAAAGUACAAGAAAGGAAUUAGUUGUGCUAUGGUUCGGAUUACUACCAAUGAAGGUGUUGUAGCUGAACAUGAAUUAAUUCCAUACAUAUCAGAGAAAGAUUUAAAUGACAAGGACGAAAUAGAAAGUGUAUUAACGGAUAAAACUGUUGAUUCGAUAACAAGUUCAUUUAUAAGUGGAAUAAGUACAAUGCCGUCCCAUAUGGAAGGUGAAGGUAGCGUCGAUGGUUUAGAAGAAGACGAUCUUCUUCCAACACAACAACCAAAACCUCGUGGUUCUUUCACCGCUGUUGAUAAUUACUCGAGCGAUUCAGAUUCGGACAGUAAAGGUCUUCAAUUUGAAUCGGGCCAUUUUAAAGAUAGUUCUUCUGAUGAAGAAAUAAACUACACCGUGGGACUACAAUUUACUGACGAUCCUUUAGGGGGGACGCAAACGAUUGCGAGAAAUCUAGCCUCAGGAUUGUUGAGUAAUUUAACUUCAAUGGGACAAGCAUUAGUUACGAAUGUGCUGACUCAACAACUACAAGGUACUCAAGAGGAAAGGCCUCGAAGGCACGAUAGCGAUAGCGAUUUUGAAUUUAUUAAUUCGGACGAAGUUGAUAUGAAUUAAAAUUUUUUUUUAAAUAUGAUGGAGAGGAUAUUUGUGAUAAAUAUUAUUAUUAUUAUUAUAUACAUGUUGCGCCAAAAUUAGUGUAGUAGUUUAUUUAUUGUGAUUUUUUCUUGUUUUGUUUAGAUUUAUGGUGUACUUUUUUGUGUUUUUUUUUCUUGCUCUCCCCUUGUAAAACUCCUUUCAAUGUAAAAUUUUGUUGUGGUUUUUAUCGACACGAAUCAAAAAUAUGGAUAAGGU